AUGUUAUCUCGAUUUCUUACUGAAUCAGAGUAUAAUUCAUACGUAUGGACGCCACUUUUAUGCUAUGCCUUCUUGGAGAAAGGGAACAUUCGAAUUUCUAGCGGGGAAAUUGCAUCUGUCGCAUAUGACAAAUUAAAAAAACUUGCCCAAAUUCAAACAAAAAGUGGUCCAAGAAUGGACUCGAGAGCGACUAUUUUGUCGAUUGGUCAAGAAGUGUUAAUUCAGGAGAAUGGGAGAUAUGACACUGCCAACAAAAGAAAGAAUGAUUUAUCGAAAUUAGAAUAUUGUUCAAAAGUGUUACUUGCCAGUGCAUAUCUAGCCUUGCCAACUGUGGCACGUCCAGAUAUCUAUAAAUUCGAAAUAUACCUGAUUCAAACAAACGAACUUUCAUUAUCACUAUAUGUAGCUUCUUAUACAUUCGAGAACACAAUUUGCAUGCUUGGUUUAACGGAUAUUACAAUUCCACGAACAAUUGAAGCUUUUCCAAAAUGCGUUGAAGCAGUGUGUAAAGUGUUAUCAUGGAAGGCACGAUCCCAAAAUAAUACCAAAAUUUUUCAUGAAUUAAUUGGAAAAUCUGCUUCACAAUUUCGUGAGAGAAAAUACUUUACUCCGAAAAAACUUGCGAAUGGAUCAAAAUCUCAAACAGAAAAUGCCGAGCUCAAGAAUGAAAUUGCAAAAUUAAAACGAGCUGUUAAGAAUAUUGAAAAGCAAAAUCGAAUAGAUACUAAUGAUUUAAAAUCUCCGGAAUAUUCCACUCCAUUACCUAACAAGAGUUGCUCAAAUGGUGAAAAUGCGCAGAUUAAAGAUUCUUCAACUCACCACGAAGCGGAUCAAUCCAUGACUAGCACUGACUUAGUAACUUCAGAACAGGUAGUUAACACAAUUUCCAAUACAUCUAACCUUAGUGAAACUUGCUCCGGAAAAUCCAAAUCAUUAGAAGAUAAAGAAAUUGAUGAUCAAGACUUAUCUUUAGUUAAUCAGGAUACUUCAACGGAAUCUGAAAAGACAAUAACAUCCUCAUCAUUAUGUGAUGCAAAAACCGUGACAAAAUGUCACGAUCUUAACAAUUCUGACACUUCCUCCGAAAUACUUGAAUCAGAUGAUCAAAUCGUAGAAGGUUUAAUACAAGAGAUAACUUGUAAUCAAGAACAAAUUAUUGUUUCUUCCGAAAUCACAUCCUCGAAUAACGGUAAGAUAGAUUUUACUGAAAUUAGUAAGUCUUGUAUACAGGAUAUGGAUCCAGGUUCUUUGCAAAGUUUAUCCGACUCAUUUGAUAAAGCAAUUAAAUCGGGUCAAAAACAAAUUUUGUGUUGGUAUUAUUAUUCUCUUGAAUUCGAAAAUAAGGUUAAAAGUCUUACAGGGGAUG
This is a messenger RNA of Diversispora eburnea, 1366 nucleotides long. The record is from the annotation of a GenBank genome assembly. Lineage: Eukaryota; Fungi; Glomeromycota; Glomeromycetes; Diversisporales; Diversisporaceae.